Falco peregrinus (peregrine falcon) is the source of this 1491-nucleotide messenger RNA. It is a transcript of the gene SLC35F6, whose product is annotated as solute carrier family 35 member F6. The coding region runs from base 73 to 1191 and encodes 372 amino acids. Gene Ontology annotation, cellular component: intracellular membrane-bounded organelle; membrane. The transcript is spliced from 6 exons. Lineage: Eukaryota; Metazoa; Chordata; Aves; Falconiformes; Falconidae. Gene Ontology annotation, molecular function: transmembrane transporter activity. The record is from RefSeq and is a predicted model, not a curated record. Gene Ontology annotation, biological process: transmembrane transport.
UGCCCGCAGGGGGCGGGGCUGGGCCGGCGGCGGUCCCGGUGCAGGGCGGGAGGCGGCGGCGGUGGCGGGGCCAUGGCCUGGUCCCGGUACCAGCUGGGCCUGGCCGCCCUCAUGCUGGUCACCGGCUCCAUCAACACCUUGGCGGCCAAGUGGGCUGAUAACUUCAGUGCGAGUGGCUGCGGUGGGACGGAGGAGCAUGGCUUUCAGCACCCCUUCCUUCAGGCUGUGGGCAUGUUCCUGGGUGAAUUUUCCUGCCUGGGGGUGUUUUACCUGCUGGUGUGGAGGGAUCGGUUCAGGCUGGAGCCCAGCAUGGCCCCAUCACAGUCCUUCAGCCCGCUGCUCUUCCUACCCCCUGCUCUCUGUGACAUGACUGGGACCAGCAUCAUGUACGUGGCCUUGAACAUGACCAGUGCCUCCAGCUUCCAGAUGCUGCGAGGAUCCGUCAUCAUCUUCACCGGGCUUCUCUCUGUGGCCUUCCUGGGCCGCAAACUGGAGCUGAGCCAGUGGCUGGGCAUCCUGGUCACCAUUGUGGGACUGGUGGUGGUGGGGCUGGCUGACCUGCACAGCUCUCAUGACCAGAAACACAAGCUCAGCGAGGUGAUAACAGGUGACCUGCUUAUCAUCAUGGCGCAGGUGAUUGUUGCCAUCCAGAUGGUGCUGGAGGAGAAAUUUGUCUACAAGCACGAUGUGCACCCGCUGCGGGCCGUCGGCACUGAAGGUUUCUUUGGCUUCAUCAUCCUGGCCUUGCUGCUGGUGCCCAUGUACUACAUCCCAGCGGGCAGCUUCAGUGGGAACCCUCGGCGGACACUGGAAGAUGCCCUCGAUGCCUUCUGCCAGAUUGGCCACCAGCCCCUGAUCGCCCUGGCCCUGCUGGGUAACAUCAGCAGCAUCGCCUUCUUCAACUUUGCUGGCAUCAGCGUCACUAAGGAGAUCAGUGCCACCACCCGCAUGGUGCUGGACAGCCUCCGCACCCUCGUCAUCUGGGCUGUCAGCCUGGCUGUGGGCUGGGAGACCUUCCAUGGCCUGGAGAUCUUGGGGUUUGGGGUGCUGCUGGUGGGUGCUGCUCUUUACAAUGGCCUGCACCGGCCCCUGCUCGCCCGCCUGCCCCGGCGCGUGGAGGAGACCAGCAGGACGGCCGAACACGAAGGCUUGCUGCAGGGGGAGACCACGGCCAUCAACAGCGAGAGCUGAGCCUUCGCCACCCUAUGUGGGGCUUGGCCCCGCGAUUUAUUUCCCUGCACCAUCUCGGCGCGGUGGUGGUGAUGCCAGCUGCCAGCCUGCUACUGUUUGAGGGAGAAACCUCUCCCCUGCCUCACUGCCAGGGCUCCGGGAGGGGAUGGUGAGGCUGUGCCUGCCCUUCCCCGGGGGAGAUUAAAGCCUCUGCCCCUGUUCACAAGGGGCUCAGGGUGGGGGGGUGGGAGGGCUGGGUCUCAUCCCGCUGCUCCCCAACCUGUCUCUCCCCCCCAAUAAAGUGCAUCUGCCCACAGCUAA